UAUCUUUUCCGAGUCUCGAAACGGCACUUUCAUCUUUCUGGUAUGUAUCAGUCUCAAUCUCUUGCAGAUGCGUUUAAAUGGAACCGAACCAAAUAAAAAUUAAGCAAAAGAGUAGGCCGAGAAAGUUCUAUCGGUGAUGUUGGGACAUGUAUCUAUGUUAUUUCACGUUCAAUGGUUACCAUAGAAAAGAGCUUUCUUCUAAUUUAAUGGUCCAAAACCAAAAUUACACAGCACAUCGAUACAGGGUGGGGACCCUUUAGGGUUUUUUAUAGGUUAUUAAGACCACACCCUCUGCUCCACCAUUAAUGGUGCAGAGGAUCCUCCUGUCACUACUACUCUCUAUAGACCCUCUCCAGUCUUUUAGCUCUAGGAAAAGUAUGUUUUUCUUUUCUUGAGUUUAUAGAUUCUGUUAUAUAGGCAGAAACACCAUUAGUUGUUAUCACUUUUCUUUAUUUGAUUUCAGUUGUUAUCACUUUUCUUUAGUUGUUAUCACCAUUUGUUGUUAUUUGAUUUCACUUUUCUAUAGACCCUUCCUUUCUUUUUCUGCUUUCGUCCACCGUUUCAACUUGCUAUAAACAUAAACAAAUAUACAUAAAGAGGGAAAAAAUGGCUAAAGAAAUGCAACAUAGCAGCAUGUACUUAGAACAGGUAGACAUAGAAGGCUAUGAAAAUGGUGGAAUUCGCAAGAAUCUUGACGAUGAUGGUCGAGCUAAAAGGACGGGUACAUGGAUAACUGCAAGUGCUCAUAUUAUCACAGCAGUGAUAGGGUCAGGAGUGCUAUCUCUAGCAUGGGCCAUAGCCCAGUUAGGCUGGGUGGCUGGUCCGGUUAUUCUCAUGGCUUUCUCUUUUAUCACCUUCUUCACUUCUACUCUGCUUGCCGAUUGCUAUAGAUCACCUGAUCCUGUCACUGGCAAGAGAAACUAUACUUAUAUGGAUGCUGUUAGAGCCAAUUUAGGAGGUUGGAAAGUUACGAUGUGUGGGUUGGCUCAAUAUGCAAAUCUGGUGGGAAUCACAGUUGGUUAUACUAUUACAGCAUCUAUUAGCAUGGUGGCUGUUAAGAGGUCGAAUUGUUUCCAUAACCAUGGGCACCAUGUGAAGUGCAACACAUCGAACAAUCCCUAUAUGAUCAUAUUUGCAUGCAUCCAAAUCGUCUUAAGCCAAAUACCGAACUUCCACAAGCUCUCAUGGCUUUCACUUGUUGCAGCAGUAAUGUCUUUUGCCUAUUCUUCAAUAGGCCUUGGACUGUCCAUAGCAAAAGUAGCAGGUGGGGGACAUGCAAGGACAAGCUUAACAGGAACCACAGUUAGGGUGGACGUGACGCCAGCACAGAAGGUGUGGAGAGCAUUCCAAGCUAUUGGGGACAUUGCCUUUGCUUAUGCUUUCUCUACCGUUCUUAUCGAGAUACAGGACACAGUAAGAUCAAGUCCUCCAGAGAACAAAGCUAUGAAGAGGGCAUCAUUCAUUGGCAUCCUAACAACCACCCUGUUCUAUGUCUUAUGUGGUUGCCUCGGUUAUGCAGCAUUCGGAAAUGAUGCACCAGGCAAUUUCCUGACUGGUUUUGGAUUCUAUGAACCUUUCUGGCUGAUCGACUUGGCCAAUGUAUGUAUCGCCAUUCAUCUUAUCGGUGCCUAUCAGGUCUUCUGUCAGCCAAUCUUCAGCUUUGUAGAGAGGUAUUGCCACCAAAGGUGGUCGGAGAACAAGUUCAUAACAAGCGAACAUGCCAUUAACAUUCCAUAUUAUGGCGUGUAUUACCUUAACUCAUUCAGAUUGGUAUGGAGAACUAUAUACGUAAUAGUUACAGCAGUACUAGCCAUGAUCUUACCGUUCUUCAACGACUUUCUGGGUCUAAUAGGAGCAGCAGCGUUCUGGCCAUUGACAGUUUAUUUUCCAAUAGAGAUGUACAUUGCGCGCACAAGAAUGCCAAAGUUUUCAGUCACCUGGACAUGGCUGAAAAUAUUGAGUUUGGCUUGCUUGAUAGUAUCACUUGUUGCUGCGGCUGGAUCCAUUGAGGGUCUCAUCAACUCUCUCAAGACCUACAAGCCUUUUCAAUCUGAGCAAUAAUUUAUUACCAUUGUUUUUACUCAAGCAACAAGGUAAAAGUUUUCAGUAGCAGAUAAGUCUGUAUUUUUAUUCCUACAGUAACAAAUCACUUGUACUCAUCUAUCAAUUAAAACUGGAGAAGCAAUGCUUUCUUCAUUUUCUCCAUCAAAA
Molecule: messenger RNA, 2211 nt
Organism: Jatropha curcas
Lineage: Eukaryota; Viridiplantae; Streptophyta; Magnoliopsida; Malpighiales; Euphorbiaceae
Product: amino acid permease 6
Source: RefSeq, a predicted model, not a curated record